AUGACCGACAUACUUGAUCCGGUACAUCCGGCGAUCUCCAAGAUGCAGACUUUGAACGUCAAGACUGGAAUGCUAUCGUUACCCGUCGAACUGGUUAUAACCAUACUCGAAUACCUUCUCGGGCCUCCGGGAGAGUUCGAGGCCCACCGCGACGACUCGUUAGACUAUUAUCGACGCCGCGUCUAUGAAGCAAAGCUACAAAUCAAUACACCGUGGCAAUCCAUAGCAUCCCUCGCAGCAACAUGCAAACGUAUGUACGCCUUGGUCACACCACACCUCUACAAGGAGAACGUAAAAAGGGACCGCUCCUCCGCGCUCCUCCUGAGCGCCAAGAGAGGCAGCAUCCGCGGCGUGCUCAAGUCGAUCAUCUACGGCGCCGACGUCAACACGGACGACCACACCGGCCUCCACAGCUGCAGACAUCACUGCCGGACUGACCAGUUCGGCAGGCGGAGCUUCCAUACCCCGCUGACGGCCCUGCACUGGGCCGCAUAUCAUGGGCACGAGGACGCCGUCGAGAUGCUACUGCUGAACGGAGCUGACGCCGACAGGAGAGGCACCAUCGGGAGAGACUACGACGGUAUAAACAGCGUUGAGGAUUCCGAGCGCAUCUGCUACAGUCAACGCGCCAUGUUUGAGUACUCCAACACGGAGGUCAUCAGCACACGGAGGACGCAGUGGACAUGGAGUCUCGUAGGCGCCGCAGGAGUUCAAGGCGUCCCCAACAUGGGCGCGAACCCGCUGUUCUUCGCCUUGAAAGCAGGUACGUACCGCGACUGGUCCAACGAGUACCUGGUGUCUUCCAUCGAGCUCAGGAGGGCCUACGGAUGUCGAGAAGAGACCAGCGGAAUGAUCCGGCGGGACGAGUCGGGCACACGCAGGCGGAUGGCCAGGAUGCUGAUCUACGCCGGCGCCUCGCUCAUUACCCGACUGGAGGGGGGCAUACACGCGCUGCACCAGGCGUGCAUCUACGGCGACGCGGAGGUGGUGGAGUUCCUACUCCGCGAGACACCGACGAAUCCCAAUGUCAGGGAUGCUCGCGGCAACACAGCCUUACAUAUACUGGCGGACAGUCAGGGACAACUAGUGAUGCAGCAGCAAACGUCCUCUCGGCUGGGACACGCCGUGAGGCUGGAUGAGGAGUCCCUCACGGCCGUUAUAGUGCUCAUCGUUGAGGCCGGAGGGGACAUCAACGCUGUCAGUGGAAUUUGGGGGCAUACACCUCUGGAUAUGGUGCCCAAAUUUGACGAUGACGACUUGCUUCACAACAUCAGUAUCAUGUCUACCCACAGAGCUCUUGCCAUUCAUACAGUGGGGCAGCCUCCCGCGUUUAUUGAUCGGCCAACUCCAACCCCUAAAGAAGACGAGAUCCUAUUGAAAGUAUCGAUCGUUGGAUUGAAUCCUCACGAUGCUUCCGCCAAACGCAUCGGAACCUUCAUCAUGCACAACUUGCCUUCGCCUCUCGGAGUGGAUCUCGUCGGAGAAGUCGUUGAUUUUGGCCGCAACGUCACCAAGUACAAGGUCGGCGAUCGGGUGUUCGCCUUCGGAAACCCAUUAUCUGCGGACGCUACCGGCACUCAGGAAUACUGCGUGGUGCCGGCUUGGCAAUCGGCUCCACUGCCGAAAGGCGUCAGCGCGGACGAAGCCGCGACUUUCCCGCUGAAUGCCAUGACCAUGGUGUUUGCGUUGUUCCACGAAACUGGACUGGGCUUGCACAGUCCCUUUGGCCCUCGCCGGCAGGACUGCGACUACAGCGCAGAGUCGAUUCUGAUUAUCGGUGGCGGCUCCGCUACGGGCAAAUUUGGUGUGCAGCUGGCCCGACUGGCCAAAUUUGGGAACAUCAUCGUGGUGGCAUCGAAGGCGAGGGAGUCCGAACUCAAGGACCUCGGGGCCACGACUGUCAUUGAACGCACUCUGGAAGAAUCUGAGAUCGAAAGCCAGAUCAGGGGAGUAGUCGGUGAUGAUCUGAUAUACGCCGUGGACUGCGUUGGGCGUGGUCCGGGAGGACAGACGUUGGGCGCCAGGGCUCUUUCUAACCACAAGAAGGGCGUUCUCGCAGCGCUGGUCAAGUUGGGCACCGUCGAUGACUCGCGAAUUGGGCAAAAGACCGCCGGCUAUGUUCGAAACCAGGUUUUGUGCCAUACAACGAUGUACCCGGAUAUUACGAAGGAGGACGGUACCAAGAUCUACACCGACGUUUUCCGGCCUGCGACCUCCGAACAUGGAUCAUCCGUACCUGGGAUCAUUGCGUGGAGUCCCUAUGGAAAGGCAAAUCCACUUCAAACCUACGAGCACAUGGGACCUUUUGCCUGCGGCCUUCAGCCUGGCGACACGUCGGGGUAUAACAAGUUUGAAGGCCCAGAUCCAGCGGAUUGGUGCGGAAGGGGUUACGCAAUCAUCAACCCGGAUGCCCGAGGAGCAGGGUUUUCCGAGGGGAAUAUUGCACUCUGGGGAGAGCAAGAGGCCCAUGACUUUCACGAUCUCAUCGACUGGGUCUCGAAGCAGCCAUGGUGCAACGGCAACGUAGCCACCGCAGGCAACUCGUGGCUUGCUAUUUCCCAGAUCAACGUUGCCGCACGCAAUCCCCACCCCGCUCUGAAGGCCAUCGCGCCGUGGGAGGCUGCGACUGACGGCUAUAAAGAUUUUAUGGCCCGCGGAGGCAUCCCGAGAGGCGGCUUCAUGCCAAUGUUGUACCAGACUAUGACGGGCAUGCAUGGUGCAGAGGAUGGGAGUGCAAUGGCGAAGAAACGACCACUCCUCGACGAAUAUUGGGCAACAAAGGUCAUACCUGUCGACAAGAUCAAAGUUCCGAUGUAUCUGACUGCAUCUUACUCGACUCUGCUUCACUCAAGAGGAUCUUUCGAAACGUUCGAGAAGUCUGUAUUAUCCGAAAGAUGGCUUAGGGUUCAUCAUACUCAGGAGUGGUAUGACCUUUAUCAAAGAGCGCACGUGGAUGAGUUGCAGGCUUUCUUCGAUAAGUACUGCAAGGGAAUGAACACCGGCUGGGAGGAAACCCCAAGGCUCAGGCUAUCACUAUUAGCCUUUGAUCGAAGCAUUGCGAAGACGAUUAUUGAGAAAGAAGCGCCUUCUUUUCCUCUUCCAGCAACAGAGUACCGCAAAUUCUUUCUGGACAGCACCAGCAAUACCUUGACGGCGCAGCCACCUGCUGUGUCGGCCAAAUGUUCCUACGAGUCUCAUCACCUUACGGACAGCGCCAACUUUUCUUUCUACUUCGAUGACUACACGGAGCUGGCAGGAUAUCCAUAUGUCAAGUUGUUCAUUUCAUGCGACGAUCACGAUGACAUGGAUAUUCAUAUUCAGAUCCGAAAGAUCGGGAUCGACGGGACGCUGUUGACCAGCUUGAACUAUCCCGUGCCUGUACCUGGGGAACAAGUCGACGACACAAACGUCGCCAAGUUUCUUGGGUGUGAUGGCAUGCUCCGGGCCAGUCAUCGUGUCUCUCGGAUCAAAUCUGGCCAUGAUUACCCAGUCUAUGGACACGAUAAAGCAGAGAAAGUUGAUGCGGGCUCCAUCAUUGAGCUGGACAUACCAUUAUGGCCCAUUGUUGAGAUUGCCGGAGUUAAAGGUCUUGGAGAGAAGCUCGCCAACUGA
Colletotrichum karsti is the source of this 3612-nucleotide messenger RNA. RefSeq names its product alpha/beta-hydrolase. Gene Ontology annotation, molecular function: protein binding; oxidoreductase activity, acting on NAD(P)H; dipeptidyl-peptidase activity. The transcript has 6 exons. The record is from RefSeq and is a predicted model, not a curated record. Bases 1 to 3612 code for a protein of 1203 amino acids. Lineage: Eukaryota; Fungi; Ascomycota; Sordariomycetes; Glomerellales; Glomerellaceae.